Molecule: messenger RNA, 1893 nt
Organism: Aspergillus pseudonomiae
Lineage: Eukaryota; Fungi; Ascomycota; Eurotiomycetes; Eurotiales; Aspergillaceae
Product: DUF3176 domain-containing protein
Exons: 3
Coding region: 1-1893 (630 amino acids)
Source: RefSeq, a predicted model, not a curated record
AUGCCUUCAGAGGCCUCAGAGUCGGACUCACCCGUCUCGAGUUCACCCUCUGACGAACCCAUACCGCAAAGCGAUGAUCAAAUGUUACGUGCGGAUGGGCUUCGACUGAUAUUUCGCGACUCGGUAUCAACCUCCCUCGAGAAAACAGGGGGGAGCAACAAAAGAAGGAUCUCCAGACAAUUGAUAUGGGCGCUGAACUCUGACUGGUAUGUCUGGGAAAUCCUGGCGCUUAUCUUGUCAGCUGCAACCCUCAUCGCCAUCAUCGUCAUCCUCGCCAAGUUUGACCAGCAACCGCAACCCUCCUGGAAGCACGUCUCCCUGAACUCGGUCAUCUCCUGGCUGAGCACGAUCUCGAAGGGAUGUGUUCUGUACGCGAUCAGCGAGGCCCUGGGCCAGUUGAAGUGGGCGUGGUUCGCGCAGGGCACACGGCCCAUGUCGAAUUUCCGGACAUUCGAUGCGGCUAGUCGGGGGUUCUAUGGAAGUGGAGAAUUGAUAUGGACGUUGCGGUUUCGACACUUCGCGGUUUGGGGUAGCUUUGCUGUGAUUCUAGCACUAGCGUUCGACCCCUUCACGCAGAACCUCAUUCAUUACUUCCCAAAUUCAGUGUACGACUCUUCUCAGAGAGCCUUCCUCGCAAAUAGUACAUACUACAACACCACCGGGCCCCCUUUGCAGAACGAUGCCAUUGUCUGGGUCGAUCCAUCCCUCAAAGCAAAUGUGUAUAACUCGCUCUUCAACAACGACCAGUCCAAGCCAUGGGCCACCCCCAAAUACAUCUGCAGUACGAGCAACUGCACCUGGGGCCCAACCGCCGCUAUCGAAGUCCGCGCGCGCUGCUCAGACGUCACAGAUCUACUCAACACAACCUGCACCACCAUCACAGACAGCCCCUUGGGAUACACCGGAAUCACAAACUGCUCAGCGACCCUCCCACUUGCAAAUACAACAGCAUGGUUCCUCUCCGGCAUGGACGUCCUCCAACCCCUGUCCAUCGCAACCGUGCACGCCUCGACAGCGCUGAUCCAUAAGAACGCCACUCUGUCCCCAAUCCAGAUGGUCGUCCCGACCAACCUAACCAUGAAAACCAUGCUUACAGAAAACACCACAAAGUGGCAUGCCACGGAAUGCUCCAUCCAGCCAGUCGUCCACAGCUUCAACGCCACCGUCAAGGACAACAUCUACACUGAAACCACAAUCGACACGUGGGAAAAGAGCCGUGCAACCUGGGACAGCGACACCGAGUCGAAUCUCUCAACAGGCAUGUACUUCGAACCCCCCUGGGGUCUUGAACAAGGCAUCAACUCAAACACAAGCUUCAUGUUCUCUGGUCUUGCAGUUUCCUCGCUCGAUACCUUCUUCCAAGGUCUCUUCACGGGAGUCUGGUUCAUGCGGUCUGCCUAUAGUUCUUCGUUUCUCCCCGGCCCGCUUGAUAUGUAUGCUGCGCCGGAUUUUCUCCGGGCCAUGGCUAUUGGGAACAUCACUGGUUGUGACAUGGGGAGUAUGGAUAAGCUUCAAUGCGCGAUGGAGAAUGUCGCCGCGGCAGUGACGAAGUCGUUUCGUGAUUCAGCGUAUAUUGGGGCAGACUCGGACCCGGUGGGUGCACGCAUGGCGGCUGGACGGGCGAUGGCUAGUAUGACUUUUGUCGAGGUAAGGUGGCCGUGGAUUGUUCUUCCGGGCUUGGUCUGGGUGUUGGGUGUUGCGACGCUGCUUGGGACUAUGUGGAAGAGUCGGAAGGCGAGGGCCCCCAAGUGGAGGAAUGAUCCUGUUCCUCUGUUGUUCUUGUUUCGGGGUCAGGGGUAUGGUGUCGGCGUGUCUGAGAGCGAGGCUGAAGAAAGGGCUGAGAGUCUGCGGGUUAAAUUGGAUCGAAGUAAUGGGAGGAUGGUCUUGAGUUGA